AUGAUAUUCCUCAAGGUAGCCACUGUUGCUAACUUGGUAUUUGGUACAGCCACAGCUGUGAAAACUUCCAAUCGUGCCAGUUGCAAGGUUUCCACCUUCCAAAAGUUUAUAGAUGCAGAUUCCACCAUUGCAACAGUUCAAUGGGCAACUUAUAUUCCUCAAAAUGGUAGUUUUAACCCAGAGAAUUAUACCUCUGCAACUGAAUAUCCCACGAAGCUACCUGAAUCAUGUGCCGUUCAGAUAAAUGUUGCUUCGGAGGGUAACUCGAGCUAUCUCGUUGGUAUUAUCCUACCUUAUGAUUGGAAUGGACGAAUGCUGUCUGCCGCUGCCGGAGGAGGUAUCAACUGGGUUGACAUGGGAACCGGUACUCAUUACGGCUUUGCUACCGUGUCUAGUAACUUGGGCCAUGUGGGCAUCGAUACCACCGGCACAUGGGCGCUUGGCAGGCCCGAGGCGGUCAUUGAUUGGGGUUACAGAGCUUGGCACGGCACCACUGUGCUGGGCAAGCUUCUGAUCAAAAACUAUAUGAAGAAUCUCCAGAUGUACCCCGAGGAUUAUGAUGGUGUCAUUGCUGGUGCUCCAGCCUGGUGGACAACCCAUCAGCAACUCUGGAACCUCAAACAAACCACCUACCAGGCCCCUGUCAAUUCAUCUCAUACUAUCCCAGGGGUGAUGUUCGAUAUUCUUGCGGCUGAAGUCAUCAAACAAUGCGAUCCUCAAGAUGGUUUGCUUGAUAACAUCAUUUCAGAUCCGCAGGGAUGUAACUUCGACCCUAGCACAUUGGCAUGCAACGCAACCAGUUUGUCUGAUGAGUGUCUGACCGCAGACCAGCUCUCAACACUUUACAAGCUCUACAAUGACUGGGUCGAUGUGAACCAAACCUUUGUUUACGGGCAUGUGUGGCUUGGUAGUGAGGCUUCAUGGUUACUGGGCAAUAUCGGAUUGGGUGAAAACAGCACUAUCGAACAGCAAUACUGGUACCCCCAAGAUCUCAUGGGUCUAGGACAAAGCUUUGUAUGGCAGGGCUUGGAUUACAAUACUGUGCAGCUAGCGGAGAAGCUUAACCCUGGAAAUGCAACCGCGGAUCAAUAUGAUAUUAGCGAAUUUUACAACCGCGGCGGCAAAUUUCUCCAUUACCACGGCCUGUCGGAUGCCUACGUCUCUCCGGAUUCUAGUAUAUACUACUAUGAUCACGCUAAGAGUGCAGUCCAGCCUCAGGGUAUUAAAAUGGAUGAAUUCUAUCGUAUGUUCCUGAUUCCUGGAAUGGAGCACUGUGACUCAACUCCCGACAACAUGAAUGCUCCGUGGUACGUUGCUGGUCUAAAUCAAGCCGCUACCAUCAACACGGGUACCUACAGUACUCCAGGAUACAGAGAUGCGCGACACGAUGUUGUUUUGGCUCUAAUGGCCUGGGUUGAAAAUGGCACGGCACCUGCUGAAAUCGUCGCUACCAAGUGGAAGAAUGAUACAACUGCCACCGAGGUUCUGCGCCAACGGCCGAUCUGUCACUAUCCCAACCAGGCAAGAUACGACGGCAAUGGGGAUCCCGAUAGUGCCUCUAGCUGGACUUGCGAGUCUCUCUACUAG
This is a messenger RNA of Penicillium macrosclerotiorum, 1587 nucleotides long. RefSeq names its product tannase and feruloyl esterase. The record is from RefSeq and is a predicted model, not a curated record. The transcript is spliced from 5 exons. NCBI's taxonomy places the organism in Eukaryota, Fungi, Ascomycota, Eurotiomycetes, Eurotiales, Aspergillaceae. Bases 1 to 1587 code for a protein of 528 amino acids.